CUUUGUGACCGUUGGAAUGUUGGUGGCUUUUCUUCAGGAUCCGCUCCUCUUUCUCCUCUUGUCAUCUUUGAACACAGACACAGAGACAGAGACAGAGAGAGUUGCAGAGAUGACUGAAGAAGGCAAUCUACCUCCCCAAACUCGACAUGAACACGAUCUUCAACUGUCAACAUCCUCCUCCCUCGGCUUCGUCUAUUACAGCUGCGGUGCUUGCGGGUACAACUUGAAUCUCAGCUCAAGUAACCGGCACACGUUAUCGGUUAUUGGGUCCGAGUACGGGAAGCUCGUGAGGAGAGGGAUCGUCUCCUUCUUUUCGAUCGAUGAGAGCCGGUUCACUCAGAUGGAAGAGGUCAAGUACCGGCCCUACUUCACCUCCAAGCGCUCGUGGGGCCUGCUGAGGAGGAGAACCAAGCUUCUCUGUCGCAAAUGCGGGGCCCAUGUCGGGAACUCGGACAAGUGUAGGGCGUCUUCCUCUGAGUCAUGGGAUGGGUUAUCUGAGAGUCGAAUCUUUAGUAUAAAGAUUGGCGCUUUACAACCUUUAUCCACAGAGCACUUCAUGAUAUAGACACGGGCAAACUAGUUCUUCUUUUCGGUCUUUUUGGAUGGAUAUCGAGUGACAAAUAGAUGAGUUAUUCGUUUUUCUCGGUUGGGGACUGUUUGUGUUUGUAGAAUUCCUUCAUCUUUCCUAUGAAAAACAUGACGCAGUUUCGAGAUUCUGACCCAAUAAAAAAGAUAUUCGAUAGUCA
Messenger RNA from Punica granatum (pomegranate), 746 nucleotides. The record is from RefSeq and is a predicted model, not a curated record. Lineage: Eukaryota; Viridiplantae; Streptophyta; Magnoliopsida; Myrtales; Lythraceae.